Messenger RNA from Striga asiatica, 4403 nucleotides. The record is from the annotation of a GenBank genome assembly. Lineage: Eukaryota; Viridiplantae; Streptophyta; Magnoliopsida; Lamiales; Orobanchaceae.
AAAGAAAAAAAAAGAGAAAAACACUUGAAACUCGGUAAUUACUAAUUAGCAAAAAUAAAACCAAAAACACACAUACAUACAUCCAACAUCCAAGUCUCUAGUGCAAAAAGAAAAAAAAAAAAGAAAACAUCCAAGUCUCCAAUCCUCCUCAUCCUUCAUCAUCUCCAUUUCCUGAAACCUUCUGAAUCCUAAAUUAUUGCAGGGUUUUUCAGAUCCUCUGUCUCGCUUUUCAUAUUCGCAUGUACAUAUGUAUUUGUAUGUGACUAAAGUGCGAUUAGUGCUUGAUCAGCCGGCGACAACUUCCCUAUGAGUAAGCGCAGGGAGCGAGCCCUCCAAGAUCUCUGCGAUGCUACUCUCUCGCUCUCACAGCCCCAGGUGACUGCAGUAUUGAGAGGAAAAUUCCAAAUUCAAGGGCCAGUUGAUGAGUCAAAUCAUGACUUGCCGACCCAUAUGGUGAGAUUUAUAUGCGGGCAACACCUGAAAAUUUCAAGGGGUUAAGUAUUUGUUCUGUUAGCGAAGCAGUUGUUUAUAGAGGGAAGAAGGGGACGUGUAAUGUGUGCUCUGCUCCUUGCUCAUCUUGCUUUCAUGUUAAAAAGGAUCUAAUGAAACCCAAUGAUGAGUCUGCUGGAGAAACCGUUGCGGAGAAUAUCGAGAUUGAGCAGCCAAGUGUGCUGAGCACUGUGGCAGGAAUGAAUUCAAUUUCUGAUUCUAUCUGCAAAAAUGCAGUUGGUAAGACAUCCUUGAGAACUUCAAAUGGAUCUGCAUCAGAUGAUGGUGUGGUGCAUUCAAAAUCUGAUGGCCGGAGAGUUCCAGAAGGCCAUGAUGAUUGUUUGUCAGGUAUUAGCGGAACCAACGAACAUCCAACUAAUAACGUUGCUACGGAGAAAAGUAUGAUGAAGUAUAACAGGCCAGGCAAAGUUAGUGGAGCAAACUCUUCUCAGGUUCAGAGUAAUUUUUCUCCAGCUUCCAAUGGAAUAUACGUAUCACCCAGCCAAAACCCAAGAGAUCUGAAAGAUGACAAGAUUUCUUCUACAAAGAGUGAACUGUUGGAUGGCUCAAAUGAAUCCCGAGAUUUGAUAUCGGCCAGAGGUGUAGCUUUUGAUGUUUGUGGAGAUCCUCUCGCUACAGCUGUCAGUCCCAAUCGAAAGAAUGACCAUAUGGAGGUUGAAACUCAACCUGUUGAUGAAAUGGAGGAGUCGGACAUGAUGGAGCAAGAUGUGAAAGUUUGUGAUAUCUGUGGAGAUGCAGGGCGGGAGGAUUUGCUUGCAAUCUGUUCUCGCUGCAGUGAUGGGGCAGAACACACCUAUUGUAUGCGAGAAAUGCGGACUGAAGUCCCUGAAGGUGAAUGGCUGUGUGAAGAGUGCCAGGCUUUAGAGCGUGCGGUCAAGAGAAGGGAAAUAAAGAUUGAAAGAAAGAAUGAAAUUGAGAAAAAUAACUCUGGUCACACUACCAGUGAACACUUAAAUAAUUCUGAGGUUGAUGGACAGAAAACAAAAGGUUUGACGAGAAUUUCUAGUAAAAGGCAUAGAGAUGAUGAUGAUGAUGAUGAUGCUGAAGUUUCUUCUUUAGUAAAGAAGCCUGCUCUUGAGUCAAAACUUGGAUCACCAAGGCCCUUAAAUUCUGGCAAAGCUGCUGUGCUUACUCGUGAAAAUUGUGUAAAGAUCUUAGAUAAAGGUAGGGUGCAGCCUCAAGACAUAGCCCCAGUUAAUGAUACCGCAGAAUCAGGAAGCUCUGCUUCAGAUCCGAGGGUGCAUGGUUUUCGAGGUACUUUCGCAAAAUCUAAUUCAUUCAGUUCCCUGAAUUCAAAACCAAAGGUAAAGCUUGUAGGUCAAGCUGUUAUCCAGGGGCAGAAAUCAGCUAAGGAAGUCAGCUCUUUUCGUCACAAGGAAGGUGUUGUCAGAUCGAUGGGAAAAUCUAUGUCAUUUAAAUCUACAAACUCUGGCCGUCCUGAAUCAAAAGUAAAGAUGUUAUCUCCGAGACUUUCGCACAUCCAGGACAUUAAAAAUACGAAACAGAGGAAUUCAUUUGAACGUCAGCGUGCCUUCAGAACAGAACGUUCAUCAAUCAGUUCUACAUCAAGAAUUGAUAAAAGAACGCCUUCACUUGCUACCAUGGCUAAUAACCAUGAAACGAAGCCUGUACAGGCUGAUAGCAAACCAUCAACACUAUCAAGAUCAUCCAGUCUUUCUGCUCGAAGGACUGCAGAUCUAACCAGUUCUUCAGGUGAAUUCAAGAGACCAUUGGUACACGGGCAUUGUACUGUUGGGGGUUCAUCUACCAAUGGGGUCAGCAGUAAUGAAAACAAAGUAAAUCAGGCGAACCUGAAGUCGGAUUCAAUUUCUGCCGAAAGGUCUGCACUUAAUAUGGAUGUGGGUAUACCUGUUGGAUUGCCUCGGCUUAGGGAUUUAACAAAUUCUUGUGAGAGAAUGAAGGAUUGUUCUGGAAGCCGCUCUGGCCCACCAUCUGCAAUGCCUGCAAGAGAUGAAGGUGAUAAACUUAAAGCUGCCAUUGAGGCUGCUGUGCUGAGGAAACCAGGCGUGUACCGGAAAAAUAGAGCUGUCGGUCAAUCUGAUGACUCAUCCAUGCCAAGUUUGGGUGUUGAAGUGACCUGUCAUCAAGAUCCUAUAUCAAGUUCUGCUGCAAAUAGAAAAUUAUCUUCUGCUGGGGAGCUGCCUGAGGGACCUACGAUUGCAAGGAAUUUAAUUGCUGACUCUCAUAAACAGGAAAAUUCUGAUUCUGUGAAACAGUCUUCACUGGUCCCUGUAGAGGGUCUUCCUACUGCAGGACAAGAUGGUGUCCAUAGUAGCUCUUCCAGACGGGAUCGUGUGUACCGAGGAAGUUUUGUGAUUUCUCGAAGUGGUAAAACUAUGGACUCAUGGGAUGGAAUCCAAGCCCAUCUAUCAACAUGUGCAUCACCCAAAGUUACUGAGGCUGCAAACAAGUUUAAUAGCAGAAUUUCACUCAAUGAAGUGCCUCGCUCAAGCACCUGGCCAAUACAUUUUCAGGAACAUGGUGUUAGAGAAGAUAAUAUAGCUCUAUUCUUUUUCGCUAAAGAUCUUGACAGCUACGACAAGAUUUACAAGGUUUUACUGGAUAAUAUGAUGAAGAAUGAUCUUGCUCUGAAAGGAAAUGUUGAUGGCGUUGAACUGCUGAUAUUUCCUUCCAGCCAGCUCCCUGAUAAUUCCCAGCGGUGGAAUAUGUUAUACUUCCUGUGGGGUGUAUUCAGAGGGAAGAAGGAAAGUUGCCUGCGACAGAUGCCUAAAUCACCGAACCAAUUUUCUGCCCCUCGAAAUAUUCCCACCCCUAUCAUGUCCUUGCCUGAGAAUAGAUGCUCACUCAGACCUAUUGCAGAGAAUCAGAAUGGGAGUAAAGAGGCAGUGACUCAAGUACUUGAAAUGCCUGCUUCAGAAAAAUUGCAGAGAUUAUUGUCGUCUAGUAAUAGAGACUCUGAUGCCAAUUUUGUUGAUCGGUUGGAUCACCAACUUAAUUCCACUUCGCCACCUGCGAUACAAAAUGAUAAUGCAAACCGAUGCCAAGAUAUGACGAGAACUUCCCAGGAAAGAGACACAAGUUCCAGCUGUAGUCCUCUUCACCAUGCUACAGAAAAUGGUUGUUCUCCUCAAAAGCAGCUAGAGCAAUUGGACACUCCAGUUGAUAGUCAUCAGCUCACUAAAUCUGUGGCUGGUCCACCAGAGGAAUUCAUAAAUGAAGCUUGUACAAAGGAUAAGAUAGAUGAAUUGAGAUUACCAGCAAGACUGGCCGAAUCCGAAACUGUUUUGAAGGAUCACGAGAGAUGGAUGUUUAACAACAACCAAUAUAUGCUACCAGGGCCAUCGUCAUCACCUGUGGUGCCUCCAACCCUUUUUGGCGGGGCUACUCGAGUGCUGCCAGGCAAUGAUGCUGGUAAUGAUAUAUGUCAAAAAACGAAUAAUCACCACAAUUUCAUUCUCGACCAAACUGCUGCUGCUGCUGCUGCUGAGAGACGCUUCUUUCCGACUGCCGAAUCACAAUUGCCGUGGAAACUGCACAAUCACCAUCAUCAUGUGGUGGAACAAGAAGAUAGUCUUAGUGAUAGAUUAGCACCACCUGAUCUCGAGCUUGCUUUAGGGGCUUCUGAUAGAAAAUCACCACCACCUGCCGCCAAUAUUCAGUCAUACGAUUUAGUGAGAAUGGGAAGUAAAGCAGUAGUAAACGAUAACAAAGUAAAUGAGGAUGAUGUGGCAGGUGGGACAGAGGUAGAGGAUGACGUGGCGGGUGGGACAGAGGUAGAGGAUGACGUGGCGGCAGCACUUUCCCUCUCUCUCUCUUUCCCGUUCCCCGAAAAGGAAAUGACCCCAAAAUCAAAGACAGAGAGAACGUGUCAACAAGACUUGAAUGCUUCUCUUUGGAAAUUUGGGAGAUGA